This is a messenger RNA of Monopterus albus (swamp eel), 2086 nucleotides long. It is a transcript of the gene cunh11orf16, whose product is annotated as chromosome unknown C11orf16 homolog. Lineage: Eukaryota; Metazoa; Chordata; Actinopteri; Synbranchiformes; Synbranchidae. The transcript has 7 exons. The record is from RefSeq and is a predicted model, not a curated record. Bases 488 to 2086 code for a protein of 532 amino acids.
UAUAAAGUAGAUGAGCAAUAACACAAAUCUAAAUAGGCAAUAAAAAUAACAAAUCUAAGACACUUUAACGCAGCAAGUGAAAGUGUAGUACUUUAGAAAAUCUUGGAUAACUAACUUUGACUGAGAGCCAUUUACAAACAUGCUCAUCUGCAGGUCAUCUGGCAUAAUCUGGGCUCCAAGUAAGAAGUAAAACAGUGGAGGGUUAGUAAUACAAGAGUAGGGAUCGGUAUCAUUUCUCACCCUGCCUGGUCACUAGGAUGGGAGCAGCUUUAACUGCACAACUGACCUGCUGCAUGGCUGUGACAGUUGGGUUUGGUAACACAGCUCAGCCAGCUGAUUGGCAGGUGAACAGCCCCUCCAGUGGCCACGAGGAAGAGUGGCUCAGUCCUGAACAUUUCUCCAUGGAGACCAACAUCAACAGUGAGGCAAAGUUGUCGUCUGCAGCCGACUGUCAACAACACAAAAACUGCAGUAUUUCAGCAUCGGGAUGUCAUCCAGGCAGAGGGUGGCCUCUAAGGCCGCAUUGAUUUCUCUGUUUAUGGGCAAACGAAGCUGCAACAUCACUUUUGUCCUGGACAGCUCCGAGGACAUGAGAGCUGUUCUGGGGUCAGUGAAACGCCUACUGAUCCAGACUCUGCUGACAAAGGCUUCACUCCAGGACUCUCUCUUCAACAUCAUGAUGUUCUCAGCCAAGGUGAACUGCUGGUCCCACCACAUGUUGCCCUGUGCUCCUGACACAGUGUACACUGCUGUGUCCUGGAUUCACUCCAUCAGCUGCAGCCCCGGCAGAGAUCUCCUGGCCGCCCUGAGUAUGGCCCUCGCUGACCCAGCCUGUCACACCGUCCACCUGCUCUGCAUAGACCUCCCCAGGCAGCCGGAGACUGUGCUGAGAGCCCUGCCUGCCCUGGCAGCUGGAAGGCCUGUGAACGUUUUCUACCUGCUGGACUCUGUCGGUCAGAUGGAUGGCAACACCAGAGAUUACCUGCAGUGUCUGAGCCAAGCCACAAGAGGGAGCUGUUACGUGAUUACAGUUGGUUCAAAUAGAAAACUGGACAAGGUGAUUCCUCUGCAUGUUGCCGAGAACCAGUCAUCCGUGCCAGCCGCCCCUCCCAGCAACUGCUGCUGUCCGUCCGCUUCCCUCACAAAUACAUCAUCACCUCUAAUAGGGUGCAGUCUGGGUAAUCCUCUCCAUCCAGUUGCCUCCUGUAUGCUGUCUGCUCAAACCCUGGGCAGUUCAGAAUUUUUCCCAGGAUGCAGAGUGCUGGCCAGGAGGGAAGUGGAUGGCCUUUACUACAUGGGGAGGGUGAUGCAACAAGUUCAGGGCCGCGCAGGACUUUGGUUAGUUGAGUUUGACCAUCCAACGGCUGCUAGUUUAGGUGUCGUCUCUGCUCAGAGGCAACUGGUUUGUUCCGUCGACAUGGUGAACCACACCAGGGCUCAUACACACUAUCUGGUACCCGGUGAGGCUGUCCUGUCGCCAUGGGAACCAGACCUGAGGAGAUACGGGCCGGGGAGAUUGAUGGCUGCCACAGAGCGCAGAGAUGGAUUUGGCGCCUUCUUUCCUGCAGUUGGUGUGAUGGGCCUGCGGGUGCUGAUGUGGAACAGCUGUGUGUCUCUGGUUCCCGACACCCUGGUUUUGCCAAUUUCACCUUCUCACCAUGACAGGAUAGUCAGGGAGCUACAAAUCCCACCAUCUGUCCACAGUCGAUUUUGCAACUGGCUUUGUGGGCACAGCUCCUCCUGGACUCCACAGCUGUCCUGCACCCACUGCUGUCAGGCUUCGUCCUGCCGCUGUUCACUUGCAAACCACUGGCGCCCACCCAGUUGCAGGUCCAGUCAUGGAAGAAUGGACGGACUGGAGAAGACAGAUCAAGAUAUGCAGGAGGACCUCAAAGAUGCAGACAUUAGAAAAAGUGACCCUGAGGUGUCCAGCUCCUCCUCUUCAUCUCUUUCUGAGGAUGACACCAGAGCAACACUGCCUCCUGCGGUGAAGCUGAGGCGUAAACGACGUCCUCCCUGGAGGUACUGGAGGAGAACUGGGGCAGAGCCUCAGCACAGACAGCCAGGUAAGAGAAACAGGAACUGA